Messenger RNA from Paramecium tetraurelia, 1329 nucleotides. RefSeq lists its product as uncharacterized. The record is from RefSeq and is a predicted model, not a curated record. Lineage: Eukaryota; Ciliophora; Oligohymenophorea; Peniculida; Parameciidae. The transcript is spliced from 2 exons. Gene Ontology annotation, cellular component: membrane.
AUGCUAAAAUAUUUAAACUAUUAGUUCUUGGGAGUCUGUGCCUAAAUUCGUAUUCAUAUUGUUCUAAUUAGAAUUUCCAAUAUUAUGUUGUCGACUAUUGUUUCCCCUAUAUGGUACUAAGUAGCUAUUUAUUAUAAUACAAAUGAUUAUGAUUUAAACUGGCUAGUGGGUUGGUAUUUUAUUGGCCCAAUCUUAUUUUGUUUUCCUUUCAAUGCAAUAAUAAUUUAUAAUUAUGGUCUAUCGUAGAUUUUAAGCAGCAUAUGUUCAUCAAUUGGAUUGUGGAUUUUAGUCUCUGUCAAAAGAGAUUUUUAAUUAGGGAUGCUAGGAUUUAUAUUUUUAGGAAUUGGGGAAGCCUUUUGUUGCUAAACUCCUCUAUGUAUCAAAUUAAAUAAAAAAUAGACUUAUCAAAAAUUUGGUUUGAUUCGGACGAACGUAUAUUUACUACAUUUGUGGGAUAAUAUGCAAAUAAUGUAGGAUGUUUAAUUGGAUAUGUGGUUUCAUUUUAUUAUUUUUUUGGAAUUGUAAGUAGAUAUUUCUAAAAUUAGGAUGAUGAAAUUGAAUUUAAUGCACGAUAUGAAAAUCUUGUAUUUAUUAAUGCUAUUUUUGCUACUUCUACUAUCAUUAUUAGUUUCAUAUCGCUCAAGUCCCCACGUAAUACCCUAGAUAAGAUUUAAAUUAGAGAUUCUAUUUGGAAGUCACUAAAAAAGAUUUGUUCUCAUAAGGGAACAUUUUUGGAUAUUGUUUCAAUAUCAACAUGUAUUUUAUUGCAUAAUCUCUUUAGUUAUUGGUGUAAGUUGGUGCUACAUUGUAUUAUUUGGCAAUUAGUAAUAUUAUGUGGAUUAUACACCUGAAGAAAUUUGUUUAACCUAUGUUACUUUUUCAGUUGGAUAAUUAAUUGCUGCUUUAAUAUGUUCUUAUAAGCUGAACUCUUAAUCUCAAAAAGGAUUAUAAUAAACUUAUGAUACAUUUAUCAAAUUUACUAUUAGUUUGGGUUUUUUGUUUUUGGUUGCUGAAAAUCUAACUUUUGAAUUUCUACCAUUUCAAUUAGUUAUUAUUGUGAAUCUUUUCAUUGGAGCUGGCCUUGGAGGGGUAUACUCAAUUUUAUUAGAAUCAUUAAUGGAAAAGCACUACCCAGUACAAGAAUUAGCAAUCUCGAGUUUAUUGGUUGUAGUGGCUUGUGCAUUGUCAUAUUUUAUUUUGAUGAUUUCAAUAAUACCCCAGUUCCUAACAUAUGGAUUUUACAUCUCAUGUUUUUUUAUGAUCCCAUCAUUUUGCUACAUUCUAGUCUUCUAUAAAACUAAAUAUACUCGUUUUGAAUAUGAGUCGUGA